UGGUUGUGUUGAAAAAAUCCAAAAAAGUAUUCAAAGGAUGUGGUUUUCUGCUCCAGUUUUCCUUUCAAUCGCAUCAAAAAUAACUUCAUAGUGUUCAUGUGUCUCUUGCGCUAAUUCCAACACUAAAGAGGGAUCUAUGAGAACGCGAUAAAAGUCCAAAAUCACAGGGAAAAGUGCUUUGGAGAGGAAGACCAUAUUUGCAUUGAAUGUGAAAAGUAGGAAAGAAAGAAAAAAGAAAAGAAAAGGUCUCAUAUAACACACACACCAACACACAGAGCUACAUUUCGUUACAUUGUUGUAAGCGAGACAGAAAAAAAAUCAAAUUUCGUACAUAACAAAAAAAAAUAGUAAACAAAGAAACUCAGCUGUUUGACCAACGACGACGACUACGAGCGAAUUCGAGAUGAAUUGUUUGCAAAGCAAGAAACAAAAGACGGGCAACAACUCCGAAGACGGAGACGAGCAGCAAAAUUACCGUCAAACCAAUGGUCAUUCCAGCACGAAUGGACAUCAAAAUGGCUUCUCCAACGGAAUCGUGCCAAAAGUGAAGGUUGCCGUUCCCGAUAUGUGCAUCUUUUGCUUCGACGUUUUGCAUAACGAGUUGCUGAACGUUGGCGAGCCACGACGCCCAACCUUUACGAAUCAAGCGUAUCCGUUAUUUGUCACUUGGAAAAUUGGCAAAGACAAACGUUUGCGUGGAUGCAUCGGGACAUUCAGCGCCAUGGAUCUCCAUUCAGGCCUUCGUGAGUACGCAAUCACAAGUGCUUUAAAGGAUUCGCGCUUCUCGCCGAUCACGCGUGACGAACUUCCCCGACUGACAGUCUCGGUUUCCAUUUUGCAGGACUUUGAGGAGGCGCACGGGCAUCUCGAUUGGUCCAUCGGCGUGCACGGCAUCCGCAUCGAGUUCCUGAAUGAACGUGGUGCCCGUCGUACGGCAACUUACUUACCUCAAGUGGCGCCCGAACAGGGAUGGGACCAGAUUCAGACAAUUGACUCGUUGUUGCGCAAGGGAGGCUUUCGCGGUCCCAUAACUCAGGAAACACGUCGCUCAAUUAAGCUCACGCGUUACACAUCGACCGAGUGCCAGAUGAGCUAUAACGAAUAUCGCGAACACACGGAUCGUCUGCACGCCAAUGCCUACGGGAAGGUUCAGUGCUAACAUUUUCUACCGAACUUCUUUCGCAACAAUGCUAUGCGGAGUAGCGCUCAUGGUGACGGCAAUACUAGCGGCUGCACUACUAACGACAAAGUCACCAUUUGCACUCCGUGGCUAAAUCGACAUUGAAAAUUUCCCUAAAACUACCGAUGACGACGAAAGCGUAUGACACAAAGUUUGUAAGAAUCGCGAAAACUUACAAAAAAAUUCAAUAAAUUUUUUUUUAGAAUAAGAAAUAAAUAUAUAUGCAGCUUUUUCCCUUUAAAAAUUACAAAAAAAAAAUCUUAAUGGAGAGAAAAAGCUCGGAGAAAGUCUUUCAUUCAACAACUUUUCUCACAAUAUCAAUAGUUAAAAACUGGACUUACUUUUGACAAAAGUACAAGAUCCCUCUUUAAUUUUAGGAAUUAAUUUUAAAAAAUAAUCUUAAUGGUGUGUUAAAAUUCACGGAAAAAUUUAAAAUAAUUAAGAAAGUUUUAAUCCCCGUUUUACUAAAAAAAAAAAUUAUUAGAACUAACAAUCGAAUAAAUUUGAUAGAAUUUAGUUUUUAAACAAAAAAAAAGUAUAUUAAAGUGGCGCAGAAUGUGAUGUUAUGCCAUUCACUGCCGAAUGAAGCGUAAGAACAAAAAAAAUUAAAAAUAUCAGAAAAAAAAAACUUAAAAUUGAAUUAAAAUUUAACUUUUGGAAAAUAAAAAAGGAAUAUAUAUAUUAAAGUUCA
This is a messenger RNA of Culicoides brevitarsis, 1871 nucleotides long. RefSeq lists its product as uncharacterized. NCBI's taxonomy places the organism in Eukaryota, Metazoa, Arthropoda, Insecta, Diptera, Ceratopogonidae. The coding region runs from base 404 to 1159 and encodes 251 amino acids. The transcript has 4 exons. The record is from RefSeq and is a predicted model, not a curated record.